This is a messenger RNA of Podospora pseudocomata, 3832 nucleotides long. RefSeq lists its product as uncharacterized. Bases 812 to 2476 code for a protein of 554 amino acids. The transcript has 7 exons. Gene Ontology annotation, molecular function: DNA-binding transcription factor activity, RNA polymerase II-specific; zinc ion binding. The record is from RefSeq and is a predicted model, not a curated record. Gene Ontology annotation, biological process: regulation of transcription by RNA polymerase II. Lineage: Eukaryota; Fungi; Ascomycota; Sordariomycetes; Sordariales; Podosporaceae.
CGUGCAUUGGGGUGCUAUUUAACUUUGCAGUCCCCCCGACGGCCCCAUCCUCCGCCUCUCUUUGAUCUUCCAGAUACAAUCACCAUCGCUGAAUCAGCCCUCGUCGCUGCCCAUCUCCACCACUCACAUUCGCUUUUUGCACUCACCCCAAGGAAGUCCUCGUCGACUCCUGUCAUUCGCUUGUUUCUUUUUUUGUUUUUAUUUUGUUGUGUUGAAGAGAAGAGGAGGAUUGAGGCAAUAUCCCGAAACAUCAUCAUCCAGCCAGCAUAUCUCUCUCAAAAACACACUCUAGAAAGCAUACAACCAACCAACCAGCCAACCACACGAUCGCUACUGACUGCUGUUGAGGAAAAGGAAGGAAGAAAAGGACACCAAGAGAAGAGGAAGAAGGAAAACGGCCCGGAAAGGAAGAGAAUCUCCACAAGAUUCGAAAACCAAACCAAACCAAACUCUAUCACCGCCACCAGUAGUUACCGUACCAUCAUCACACGUAGCAGCAAGUAGCAGCAGCAGCAGUAGCCUUUGCCUCCUCGACGCAUCUCCACUCAGGAACCAGGCUCUCUCUCUCUCGCACGGCAUUUUGACUCAUUCGGCUACCCAUCUCCAAGCUCCGCCUCCAGGUCUGCGCCAAGCGGGGACAUAGCCUUGUGCUGUCCUUCAACAUCAAUAUAGUGUCAGCCUUACACUACUUUGUGCGCCUCUCCCCAACCGCAUCUCACGACGUUCGCUAUCCCAUCCAGGACGCACUGCACUGACUGUGUGUUCUGAUUUAUUUCUUUCAUUUUCAUAAUCUUCCAAAGUAUCUCGCAUAAUGGCCGGUCCCGGUGGUGGUCCUCCUCGUCGGAGCCACACCAAGUCCCGGAAGGGAUGUGAAUCUUGCAAGCGCCGCCACAUCAGAUGUGAUGAAAGCUUCCCUCAAUGCCGCAACUGCACCAAGCACAAGGUCCGCUGCCCGUACAACGACAUCACUCAGCCUGAUGAGAGGUCUUGCUCGCCUGACAAGCCCGACCUCAUGUGGACCCCUCAGAUUGAGGAGGAGAUCAACCAGUGGAAGAUUACCGGGGUGUUCCCAUUCCCGCACAUCUAUCCUGCACCGACACCCUGUGACUUGACUCUGGACCAGCUCAGGCUGAUCCACCAUGUUGCGUCCAUCAGCGAGCAGAUGGAGAGCCUCAAUGCCAAUGGCUUCACGCUUUGGACGCGGCGGAUUCCCACAAUCAUCCAGAUCGGUGCUACCUACGACUAUGUCUUGCAUGCGCUGCUGGCGUUUUCCGCCACGCACCUUGCGCACCUGACCGACUGCCCAUUGGUGGGCAACAUGGCCUACGAGCACCGGGGCAUUGCGCUGAACCGCCUUCAGGAAGCCAUCGGCUGCUUCUCGAGGGAGAACUCCGACGCCAUCCUGGCGGCUUCGCUCGUGCUGUCGUGGCAAGCCACGGAUUGGAAGAGCUGGACCGAACUCAUGCAAGGAACCUCGACGAUUAUCGAUGCCAUGGAAUCCUGGAAACACGAGUCCCUGUUUGGCGACUUCAUCGCCGAGAGCAGCACGUUCCCUACCGGCCCUCCGUCGCCCACCCCGGACCACCAGCCCAGCCAGCCAUGCGCUGCCGACAUGGACAGUUACCAGCGGACUCUGAAGCAGCUGCAGAAGCUCGAACACCAUCUGAAGCAGAGCCAUGAGAGCCCCAAGCCCAUCACGCAGCUCAUUGCCUUCAUGAAGGGCUCUCGCAAGAUCGUCUUGACCCAGCCUUUGCACCAGCAGUUUGAGCGCCUUAGGGCGUUGCGCACCUGGCUGUUCUGGCUUCCUGUCGAUAUGCUGCAGCAGAGCAGUUGCUCCCCCAACUCGUUGGUCGUGAUUGCUCACUACUACACGGCCGCUUUGCUGAUGGAGCGUCUUUUCCCCGACAUUGGUGCUGCCUAUUUUGGAAGCCUUACCGUCAAGCCUAUCGAGGAAAUCCAUCAACGUCUCAGCAGCUCGGAGAGGGGCCAGACCUCUCUCAGUUUCAUGGAUCACCCCCUCGGCACAGUCUACGAGUUCCGCUCCCGCAUGGGUUGGGCCCAUCCUGUCGACACGCCCGCAUUCCAUCAGUACACGGCGCCGCCCUUCUACAUGAACGACGGUUCACCGGCCAUGGUUCCCGCUGCUUCUCCAGAGUACUUCUAUGGAGACAGCGUGUCAUUCAGCUACAGCACCGAGGACCUGUCUGUUCCCAACAGCGCCGUCAGCCCUCUGCAGCUGUCAUCCCCGUUCCCUCACUCUGGCAACCAGCAGUAUCUUAACAUCCCUAGCCCCUACGGCGCCUACAGUCCCGUCUCGAGCGUCUAUGGCGACUUUGGCGACGCCGGCCACAGCGACUUCGAAGAUUCUGGAAACUGGACGGUCCCCUACUCAGCCGCCUCUCCCGUCAUGGGUCCUGCCAGCCACCGCUACAGUGUCGGGUUCGUUUCUUCUCCAAUCCAGUCCACGUGGGCCUAGGAGCCUCUGGAAAUCCACAAGUCAAAGGUGAUUGACAAGAUGACGACCAGGCCUUCCUACUCGAGCACAACAUUAGACCACACGCCACAGGAGGACCAGCAGCCAUGGAUGUCAGCUCCGUCUUCGUCUUUUGCUCACUCGCCCUAUCUGAGUCCCGGACCCGCUCAAUACCCUCCGCUUCCAGAAUCACCCCUCACGCCGCUGCUUGCCACGCCAGUGAUGUCAGCACAUUCUAGGUUUCCAAGUCUCGACAACACCGUGAUUCCCGCCCUCACGGCUCCUCAGGAUGACAUCAAGGGAAAGGGAAAGAUGAUGUAGCCCAUGAUCUGCCCCCAACCUCCCAUCCUUAUCCCCACUUUCGCUUUUCCGUUUCUCGUUUUCUUUUUUCCGGAGCGCACUCUCGCUUGUUUUUCCACGCUUCAACACAGACGCAAAUGUACACGACACUCCUUUGGCGAUCACAACCUUGAUCUUCACAACGCAGCUUAUCCCACGGCAUUUUUCUCAAUGCACACGACGCUCCUUUACGACUGCAACGACACUUACCUAAUACUUGCAUUUUUCAUGCACGACGCUCCUUACGAUACACAUAUCUACCGACGCUCCUUUGUCCCGGCUGGUCCAGCAACAACGAACUAUAGACAUUCCUUUACUUUUACCGGAUCGAACGGAUUUGAUACCCAACUUUUAGACACUCCUUUUACGAACCCUGCAUAUAAUCGGCAUAGGCACACACUCCUUUUUCGGCAUUUUUGGUUUUGGAUCCUGAUACCCAACUGCAUAGCAUCUGUUGUUUUGGCUUUUUUUUUUUUGGACUCUGUUUAUCGUUUUGGGAAGGGUUUUAAUCUCUCUCUCUCUCUCUGUGUGUGUAUGUGUGGUCUCUGGCUAUUAAUCUUGUAUUUCCUUUUGGGAGGGAACCAUAAGGGAACAUUUCUGUACACGGCCUUUUUGGUUUUGCGGUGUUCAGGAUCUGCAUUGGAAUGGCGUCUUGUUGGAUUUUUUGUUUUGAUUUGGCUUCUCUGCUUGGUUUUUUCAGCGGGGAGCAAAAGGGAAGAAAAGUACCGGGCGUAUACUCUUGAGGGAUUGGGUGGUGGACUUGGGAAGGGUGGGGUACAGCGAUCACUAUUAUAGCGUGUGGUCGAUGAGCUGUAUUGAUUAAUGUUGUAGUUAGCUUGGGUGUGGAGAGAGGCCAUCUUGCCCUGCUAUCAUGUUGCUGAUCAUGUUUUGUUGUUCUGCCCUUUCACGGAAUGACGACUAGCAUGGUUGAUAUAGCGUAGACAUUGACAGCGGAAAGGGGCGGAUGCCUGAGGAUCUCUAAUUAUUAAUAAUAUAAAGAAAUAAACUCUGGACAAAACA